UAUAUUUAGGCUUACAAUUUGAUUAGUUAGAUGAACAGUUCGGACGAAGACUACAGUAAAAAAUAAAUUCUUCUUCUCGCUUCGUUCACUUCCGCACCGCAGGGCCUCCUCGGUCACUCCCUCACAGCCUGAACUGCCUCCCGCCCAUAGCGCCAGUAUCAGCUUCUUCCCGCACUGCCUGGGCGCCGCUUCUUCCUCCUUGUAUCCUCCAGGCCGCCGCCGUCCAGGACUCAGCUAGUCAGCGCGACAGUACCACUGUUCCAAUCAGCGGCUCUGGGCCUCUCAGCAUCUGCUCAGAGUAGUUUAGUUUCCUCUGCAGACGCAAAAUGAAUGGGGCUGAACGACGAUUUAAUACAGAUGAAGUAGAAGACGAAGAAGAGGACGAUGACACGAGAGGUCUUCAAGCGUGGGAGAGAACCUAUGCAGAUGAGAGGUCAUGGGAGUCUCUACAAGAGGAUGAAUCAGGAUUUCUGCGCCCCAUUGACAAUAAAACCAUCUUCCAUGCUCAAUAUCGGAGACGCCUCCGCACUGCAACCAGUGCUCGCAUUCAAAAGGGCCUGAUUCGCUAUCUCUAUAUUGUAAUUGAUUUCUCCCGGGCAGCUACUGAAAUGGACUUUAAACCAAGCCGAAUGGUUGUAGUUGCAAAACAAGUCGAGGCUUUUAUUAGAGAGUUUUUUGAUCAGAAUCCUCUGAGUCAGAUUGGCCUGAUAAUGUUGAAAGAUGGGGUUGCUCAUUGUUUAACAGAUCUUGGAGGCAGCCCGGAGGCCCACAUUAAAGCUUUGAUGGGUAAGUUGGAGUGCUCAGGUGAUGCUUCCCUUCAGAAUGGAUUAGAACGUGUGCAUGAACUUUUAAGUCAAAUCCCAUCAUAUGGUCAUCGUGAAGUUCUCAUUUUGUAUUCCGCUCUAAACACUUGCGACCCUGGGGAUAUAAUGGAAACAAUUCAGAAAUGCAAGAAAUCCAAGAUACGAUGCUCUGUCAUUGGCCUCUCUGCAGAAGUCUAUAUAUGCAAGCAUCUUUGCCAAGAAACUGGUGGCAUGUAUUAUGUUGCAUUGGACGAGGCUCACAUAAAAGAGUUAGUCCUGGAGCAUGCUCCCCCUCCUCCGGCAAUAGCAGAAUUUGCAGUUGCGAAUUUGAUCAAGAUGGGGUUUCCCCAAAGAGCUGCAGAAGGUGCAAUUUCCAUCUGUUCUUGCCACAAGGAGACUAAAGUUGGCGGAGGCUACACUUGUCCAAGAUGCAAAUCACGUGUCUGUGAACUGCCAACUGAAUGUUGUAUUUGUGGCCUGACCCUGGUUUCUUCCCCACAUUUGGCAAGGCAACGUACCUGGCCCAUGUGUUGCUUGUCCAAAAUGCAAAAAACUCUUCUGCCUAGACUGUGACAUCUACGUCCAUGAGAGCUUGCACAACUGUCCAGGCUGUGAGAGCUUCAGGAUUUCUGCGCCAGUCAGCAACAAUAUGCAAGAAUAACAAAAAUGUAUCAAAGCUACUUCUUAAUCAAAUUUGAUUCUUGUUCCUCAAGAUGAAUGAGAGCAUGAGACUAACCAUGAUGAACUGGGGGAGGAAUGAACGUUCUAUUAAGCGGCCACCGCAGUACGAAGUCUUGCAUCAAGUCAAUAUACGUGGUGAAGACCUAUUAAAUCGUCGUUGUACGUCUUUUGCAGAGCCUUUCCUUAAAAACAUGUUCAUUUCGUUUCUCAUUUCUGCGGAGGACUUGCUGAAUUCUUGAUAUGCACCCAGCAGGUGUACACUAAAGAAGGGAAUUCAUACACAAGACGUUAAAAAUUUAGUGAUAAAUACUCCGUAUAAGUUAAGCUCUGGUUUUUUUAGAUCCUG
Messenger RNA from Cuscuta campestris, 1830 nucleotides. The record is from the annotation of a GenBank genome assembly. NCBI's taxonomy places the organism in Eukaryota, Viridiplantae, Streptophyta, Magnoliopsida, Solanales, Convolvulaceae.